GUGAUCACCAGCAAGUAUACCUGUCUUCCAAGGCUGCGUUUUGUCUUCACCCCUAGACACCUCCUCUAGUGCUUUAAGCCCCUCAUUAUUAUUUAUGCUUGUUCUUGCUCGAUCACCUUUUAUUUUAUUUCAAUAAUUAGCUCUAAAAUGAUCUUGAAAUGUUUUUGUUGUGUCUACCGAGAAGUCGAAGAAGAACCAAAGAUCAGUAAAAAAAGUAGUAGUAGGGAAUAUCCAUGGGAAAUCUACACUCUCAAGGAGAUUCUUCAUGCCACAAACAACUUUCAUGAUGAUAACAAGAUUGGAGAAGGUGGAUUUGGAAGCGUAUACUGGGGUCGAACAAGUACUGGAACUGAGGUAGCAGUUAAAAGACUGAAGGCUAUGAGCUCAAAGGCAGAGAUGGAAUUCGCGGUGGAAGUUGAGAUGCUUGGUAGGGUGAGGCACAAGAACUUGUUAGGUUUAAGGGGAUUUUAUGCAGGAGGAAACGAAAGGUUAAUAGUCUAUGAUUACAUGCCUAAUCAUAGCUUGAUAGCCCAUCUGCAUGGCCAAGUCGCUGAGGAUUGCUUACUAGAUUGGAACCGGAGGAUGAACAUAAUGAUAGGAUCAGCCGAGGGAAUAGCGUACUUGCACCAUGAGGCCAAUCCUCAUAUAAUACAUAGGGAUAUAAAGGCAAGUAAUGUUCUUCUAGAUGUUGAAUUUCAAGCAAAAGUAGCAGAUUUUGGUUUUGCAAAGCUGAUACCAGAUGGGGUUAGUCACAUGACCACCAGGGUAAAGGGAACUCUAGGAUAUUUGGCUCCUGAAUAUGCGAUGUGGGGGAAAGUUUCGGAGAGUUGUGAUGUUUAUAGCUUUGGAAUUUUACUCUUAGAGAUCAUUAGUGCUAAAAAACCAUUAGAGAAGCUCCCGGGAGGGCUUAAGCGUGACAUUGUUCAAUGGGCAACACCAUAUGUUCAAAAGGGUGCCUUUGAUCAUAUUGCCGACCCUAGGUUGAAGGGAAGAUAUGACCGAGCACAGCUUAACCUAGCAGUCAUGAUCGCGAUGCGAUGCUCCGAUACCAACGUGGAGAAUCGGCCUAGCAUGAUGAAGGUGGUGGAAUGGCUCAAUGGUGGUCUAGGGAGGACAAAAGAGGUGUCGGUUGUGGAAGACAUGGCUGAUGAAGAUGAAUAUGAAGAAGCAAAACUCUGA
Populus euphratica (Euphrates poplar) is the source of this 1179-nucleotide messenger RNA. RefSeq names its product PTI1-like tyrosine-protein kinase At3g15890. The coding region runs from base 148 to 1179 and encodes 343 amino acids. Lineage: Eukaryota; Viridiplantae; Streptophyta; Magnoliopsida; Malpighiales; Salicaceae. The record is from RefSeq and is a predicted model, not a curated record. Gene Ontology annotation, biological process: protein phosphorylation. Gene Ontology annotation, molecular function: protein kinase activity; ATP binding. The transcript is spliced from 4 exons.